UAACCGGCUUCGCUAGAGGUUGGACGCGCGUCGCUUUACGUCAGCCUCGCGCGCCGGCAAAAACAUUUGGCGGGAAAACUUGUUUCAUUUUUCGAAUUACAUAAAUUAUGCAAAGACAUUUUUAGCUUUCGUCCUUGUUAGAAGUCUUUGUAAAAAAUAAAAAUAAUUAGUACGAAUAAUUAUUAACAGUUUUCAAACAUUAACUUUUAUUUUUUGUAAGUAAAUAGAAGUGGUUAAAGGUGAAUAAACUAGUGGCUGAGUUUUAAACUAUAACAAUAGUGGUGCAUUCGUGAUUUUAGUUCUAUGCUAUGGAUUAAGGACCCCAAGGUAUUAAUAUCUGGGCCCCAAGGUGUGAAUACGAAAACAGAGAGGUGUGAACGCCGACACGUUUUUUUGGAUUUUUUUUCUAAAGCUCAGUCACGAAGUGUCGUGUUAACAAGAUGGCGGCCGCGUGAGCCACGAAAUGGCGGCGACACACGAAUUGUACGUGGGCGAGUUAAAGCCGCAGCAUACGAGAGACGAUUCGAGAGACUCCGGUAUCUUCCACACAACGAAAGGACUGUGGAAUGCCCCGGGACUGAACAAUUGUUUUCUAAACAGUGCUGUACAGGUGCUGUGGCAUCUGGACAUAUUCCGACGCAGCUUCCGCGAGCUCACCGGGCACGCCUGUCUCGGACCUUCGUGUAUUUUUUGCGCCCUUAAGGAACUCUUUGCCCAACUGCAAUGGUCAGCAGAACGAGCACCAGCCGCCGACAGUCUUCGGCGGGCCCUCGGCGGCGCCGGCGCUCGCUUCCAGCUUGGAUGCAUGGCAGACGCUAGCGAAUGCUUCGAACACUUGCUUUUAAGAGUACACGCACAUGUAGCAGCCGGAUCAGGUGACAGGCGAGAAGAUGACGCAUGCAGAGCUCCUCACUGCGUGCCGCAUAGGAAGUUUGCCAUGAUGCUCGUCGAGCAGUCAGUCUGCGGAGCUUGCCAGGCCACAUCGGAACCUCUACCUUUUACUCAGAUGGUACAUUAUGUGUCUGCAACCGCGUUGACUGCUCAAGCCGCUCUUGGCGAACACGGGGACAGUUUCGGUCUGCUGCUAAGAAAAGCCGGCGGCAUGGGUGACAUCAGAGAUUGCCCGAAUGCCUGUGGAGCCAAAAUACAAAUCUGUAGAACACUAAUGAAUCGUCCAGAAGUCGUCUCCAUCGGUAUGGUGUGGGAUUCUGAGCGACCAUCUGCUGAACAUGUUGCCGCCGUCUAUGCUGCCCUCGGCACCGACCUUCGACCUACAGAUGCCUUCCACGCCUGCGUAGACCACGCCUGGGCAUCACGAGCCACCCACCGAUUAGUUGGCCUUGUCACUUACUAUGGGAAACACUACUCCACGUUCUUUUUCCAUAGUAAACUACGACUAUGGAUUUACUUUGACGACGCUGAUGUCAAAGAAAUUGGACCGGAAUGGACCCAUGUUGUUGAAAAAUGCAGAAGGGGACGAUUCCAGCCAUUACUAUUGUUGUACGCUGCUGUUGAUGGAACACCAUGUGACACUCGACACGCUCCUAAAGAAGUUGUGCCAUUCCCUGCUCCUGAACCAAGACGCGCAAUCACUCCAGCGCCCGACCGACCGAAUGCUGCCUUCGCGCGAAGAGCAGUAACUCCAGGUCCUGAUAACGAAAACGAUUACGUCAGUAGAAAAGCAGUUGAGAAUAUGUUAGAAGUACAAGCAAACCGACGAGCACAGCUAGCUCGCAGUUUAAGUACUGGUUCGACUUCUGACAGUCAAGAAAGGCCACGAAUUAGAAGAGAUUCAGGUAACUGGAGCGGUGAUAGAAACAGUGCGUCAUCGGCUUCUUCAUCGACUGUGGAAAGCCCUUAUAUGUACUCCCGCGGGCGCGGUCCAGGAAGUGUGCCAGGAAGUCCCACACGUAAAGGAGAGUUAUCCAGUGGAGGUUCCUGUGACGCUGGAUAUGACUCCUACUCUUUAUCGUCAACAGAUAGUUUACCCCUGCAGCAAGGCUUAAGACAUAACUUGCACCUAGCUCAAAUUCCUGAAUUAACUACCAGAGGAGACUGUGAGGCAUUAUGUUUGGAGGCUGACCGUUUACUUGAAAAGUCUCGUCACGCUGAAGAUGCUGCGGAUUACGAAACUGCAUUGGUAUUAUGUGACGCGGCUGCUUCCAAAGCGAGAGCUGCAAUGGACGCUCCAUAUAACAAUCCUCACACAAUGACUUUUGCCAGAAUGAAGCACAAUACAUGUGUCAUGCGAACUCGUAGCCUGCAACGACGAAUGGCUGGCUUGAACAGAUCUUCUGAAAUUCCUCAAGUUGCUCCUAUUAGAAACACAAAGGGAGGUCUCGAAAGUUCUCCAACUACCAUUGAGAUCUAUGCCACGUUGCCUAAGAAAAAAGGAUCUUCAAAGAAAUCGCCCAAAUGCAGUAUUGAAGAUGACAUUGAUAAUCCCCCGCGUGAACGGCCGCCAAGACAUAAGUCUCGAGACGAUGACAAAGUCAGAGAAAAACGUUCUAGAAGUGAAGAUCGUGGUAGAGCACGCAAGGAAGUUGCGACAGAAAAGAAGGAAGAAACUGCCGAAGAAAAGAAAGCCAAUAAGAAACAGCAUAAAAUCCGUCGAAAGCUGCUUAUGGGUGGUUUAAUUAGACGCAAAAACAGAUCAAUGCCUGAUCUUACUGAAGGUGCUGAUGCUAACAAUGAAACUAGCAAAAAGGAGAAAAUAAUUUGUAUUGAUGAUGGCGAUAUUGGACGCAAAAAGAAUGAAGACAAGUGCAAUUUGAGUGGAUAUUUAUCAGAAGGUCAUUUAGAAUACUCGACCGCAAGCGGCACUAAUCCGAAUCUCGAGCGAAGUAAACUUAUGAGGAAGAGUUUCCAUGGCAGCGCUGGUAAGAUCUUAACUGCGGCUAAGGUGCCGCCUCCGCCACCUCUGCGAACCACUUCCCAGCUUAGCGGCGCUAAGUUCGAGCCCGAAGUGAUGGAGCACGGCAUACAGUCGCGACCACCACAGCCGCUGCCCAAUGCCGAUCGGGGAGAAUUCUCAUACCCUCAAGACGUUGAAGAAGACGGUGGUUUCUCUGAACAAUACGGAGAUGAACCCCAGUCACUGCCAUUCAUGCCAUACAACAACAAACAGAACAAUCACUACAGAUUAGAGGACUCUCCAUCACAGAACUUCCACACGGUUGUUACUAAGGCGAUGAUCCAUCAAGAACAAAGUCCAAUCAAACGAGAAACGUUACAUCCCAUUCAACCAUCACAUAACAAUAUCCAAAAUCUUAGUAACGCAUUUGACAAUGGAGUUGAUGUAGUCGACUGCGCCAUGCCGGUGCGGCGAUCGCCGCAGUUGUUUGACCUCCCGCCAUAUCCAAGCCCAUUGAACUCAGUCAACCACUCGAGACAACCUAGUGAAGAAUUCCCACCCCCGCCACCACCAAUCGAUAUGACUCCUCUACACGAAGAACUCGAUAAGAUUCAAACAAUGAAUAGUCAAAAUAUGAAUGGUAUUAAUCAUAAUGAGACAGAAAUUCCCAAAGGCUCUUUACUGGCGCAGUUGCAAGAAAAACGAAAUCAAAUUUUGAGAAACGAAGAAAGUUUAUCCAAGUUGAAUCAGCUAGAGACAAACACGAGCUCUGGCGACACUUGGCUCAAAGAGCUGCAAGCCAAACAAGCAGCUCUUAAACUGAAAAGAUCUGGUUCUCUUGAGGGACAACUUUCGAGUCCUCUAGAAGCAAACAACGUAAGGAACAUCGCCUCCAGAUUUGAGAACAAUACUCCAAACGGAACUUCUGAGGAAAGAUCUCACAUAGGAUUUGUGGGAAUGAGCGCUAACAGAGACGUUAUCAACUGUUCCAAUCAGUCUACCAAUGGAAUGUACAACAGACGAGCAUCUUCAUCGUCUAUAGACCCCAAACACAUCGAAGACGAUUACAAUGAACAAAAGAAUAACAACUGCUAUAACGAUCGCACUAAACCUAAGAAGAAGUCUGUAUCUUUCUGCGAUCAAGUGAUUCUGGUCGCAACAGCAGAGGAUCAAGAAGACGACAGUUACAUUCCAAAUCCUAUAUUAGAAAGAGUUCUGAAAUCUGCAAUGAACAAACCUGAGUUAACAACGAUGCCGCUGCAAUCAGAAAAGCCAUCGUUGCAACGAACGGAAUCCUUCGAUAGUCAAUCAUCUCGAUCCACAAUAUCAUCGAUGUCCCAAAACUCGUACGUGCCAACAGAAAAUGCACAUGCAGAUUAUAUCCGAGUACAAAACCCAUACCCUGCAUACCAAGUUGCACAGACGAGAACUCAGCAACAGUUUAAUGCGCAGAAAAGCACAGGCGUGUACAGAACGAACUCACCUGUGCAAACUCCAACGCAAAAUGGAGCGAACAAUCAAAUUUAUCAGACCCUGCCUACAAGUGUAGCCAAUUCGACUAACCCUAUACCAUACACUCAGCCUCCAGCGCCGUACACAAACAACGCUAGCCCACCGAACUUUAGCCAAAACCCAACGAAUAGGUUGACACCAACUCACAAUCCUGCUUACAUGGCGAAACACGCCUCUACAUUGCAAAGACCCGUUCCUAACACGUACCCGCACCCACCGAGCCAGAUGCAUCCAGUCAACCAACCGAGCAACGCUUAUUACCACCGCCUGCCACAGCAUAACAACAACAACAACAACUACAACACAAAUCGUCAAUACAAUCAAAAUCAAACCCCAUACCAAAGUGUGCCCACCAACUCACCAGCUUACCAGAGCUACCACAGCCCACCGACAAGCUACGCCAGCUCCGAGUAUUCUAGUCGAUACCAAGUGAGUACUAACCACGCCAAUUACUAUUCAGCUCAAUCGCCUUACCAGAGGGUACCACCGCCUCACGGUGACAUGCCAGUUGAGAAUUACAAUAACAAUUAUCAGAGAGUACCUAAUAACACGUAUCACUUAGACAAUAAUACAAAUCAACGCGAUGCUAGGACGUACUCGAACCAACAGCGCACGUACAGUCAAAUGGAAAAUGGUAACGAUAUAGGAUAUCAGUACCAGAGUGGGUAUAAUCCGUAUCAACACUUGCCGCCACCGAAACAGCUUCAAAAGAAGUCUGUGUCCUUCGAACCGGGGACUAAAGGUGGUACGGAAUCUCCUGUACCCCCGCAAAUGAACGGGAAUUAUUCAAGUGACAGUCAAGCUAAUGCUACUCUGAAAUCUCAAUGUAACUUGUGCCGUAAAAAACCUGUUAAUCCACCCGCCAUGUAUUGCCCGGAUUGCGAUUUUUACAUGUCAAGAUUCAAACCCCGUUCAUAGCACAAAUAUAUUUAAAAAUAGAUAUUAAAUAAAAUUGUAUUUAAAAUAGAAUAAACAUGUAAAUUAUCGCUAAAUAAGUUUUGACUGAUCUCAUUUGAGAGUAUAAAAACAAUAAUGUACUUAAAGUAAUUGUAUUUUUUUUUACCU
Hyposmocoma kahamanoa is the source of this 5431-nucleotide messenger RNA. RefSeq lists its product as uncharacterized. Lineage: Eukaryota; Metazoa; Arthropoda; Insecta; Lepidoptera; Cosmopterigidae. The record is from RefSeq and is a predicted model, not a curated record. Gene Ontology annotation, molecular function: cysteine-type deubiquitinase activity. The transcript has 7 exons. The coding region runs from base 464 to 5284 and encodes 1606 amino acids. Gene Ontology annotation, biological process: protein deubiquitination.